GACUCCUCCAUCUCUCUAAUCCGUCUCCGUAUCUCCAGCCACGGCUAGGACAUGGCUAUCCUCGGCAGAAUGAACUGAACGUGCACACAAACCCGUCCGGCCGCGGCCAAAGUCAAUCCGAGGAAUGUAAGCUGUAGCCUAUGCCUAGAUAACGAAAGGAGUAGGCAUGGAAUUCUGGCCAUCGUGACAUCUUUCUCUUUCCUCUUCCUAAUCCCUCCUCCUCCUCUCCCCCUUGCAUCAUUGCAUCCUACAGUUCCACCCCACGAUACAAGCCAACGUCGCCGUCGCCAUCGCCGAGCGAUUGUCCUGCCCGCCUGCUUUCAGGGUGCUGCGUCCGUGUCCCGUCACCAAUUUCGCUAUACGCAUCGUUUCGAUCAAGCGCAUCAUGUCCGCAACUGUGAGGUUCCUUCAGCCGGCCUUCCGGCGAUGUUCUAGUGUGAGCCCCGGGGUCCUGCUAUCGCCACGAUGCUGUGGUGCCAGACCAGCACACAAGCCGGCGCCAAGGUUUAAUGUGCACCAAUGGAGAUCUCUAUCUGCCACACCACGCCGAAUGACUGACAUCACCGAAAUCCCGCCGACGCCCAUAACACACUUCUCCGAGACCGAGGCAAUGAUGCAAGAGACUGUUUCCAAGUUCGCCAACAACGCGAUAUUACCUAAAGUCCGCGAUAUGGACGAGGCCGAAAAAAUGGACCCGGAGCUCGUCGAACAGCUCUUUGAGCAAGGCCUUAUGGGUAUAGAGAUCCCCGAGGAGUACGGCGGUUCCGGCAUGAAUUUCACCUCUGCAAUUGUGGGCAUCGAGGAGCUCGCUCGCGUCGACCCCAGCGUCAGUGUCCUCGUGGACGUUCACAAUACCCUAGUCAAUACAGCCGUUCUCAAGUGGGGGAGCACCUCGAUCAAGAAGCGAUUCCUUCCGGCGCUCGCGACCAAUACUGUCGGCAGCUUCUGCCUCAGCGAACCCGUCUCGGGCUCCGACGCUUUCGCACUCGCAACGAGGGCGACAGAAACCGCCGACGGAUUUAAGAUUACCGGCAGCAAGAUGUGGAUCACGAACUCGAUAGAAGCCAACUUCUUUAUCGUAUUCGCGAACUUAGACCCUGCUAAGGCACACAAGGGCAUCACAGCCUUCAUCGUCACCAAGGAUACCAAGGGUUUCUCGAUUGCGAAGAAGGAAAAGAAACUAGGCAUCAAGGCGAGCAGCACCUGCGUUCUUAAUUUUGACGACGUCGAAAUUCCCAAGGAAAACCUGCUGGGCGAGCGGGGCCAGGGCUACAAAUACGCCAUCGGGCUCUUGAACGAGGGCCGCAUCGGUAUCGCGGCGCAGAUGACUGGUCUCGCGCUCGGCGCGUGGGAAAACGCUGUAAAAUACGUCUGGAACGACAGGAAGCAGUUUGGAAAGCUGGUCGGCGAGUUCCAGGGCAUGCAGCACCAAAUCGCGCAGUCCUAUACUGAGAUCUCCGCGGCCCGCGCGCUGGUGUACAACGCGGCUAGAAAGAAGGAGGCGGGCGAAGACUUCGUCAGAGACGCAGCGAUGGCGAAGCUGUACGCUUCGCAGGUCGCGGGCCGUGUCAGCGGCCUCGCGAUCGAGUGGAUGGGAGGUAUGGGAUUUGUCCGAGAGGGUCUCGCCGAGAAAUACUGGCGGGAUAGCAAGAUCGGGGCCAUCUACGAGGGGACUAGCAACAUUCAGCUCAAUACCAUUGCCAAGUUACUCCAGAAGGACUACACGGCAUGAGAGAGGACCGAGAAUGCUUCACUGCGAGUUCUCGGUAUCUUUUUGUAUAACUAACCUAGUUGAGGACGCGGCGUACCGACAUCUCGGGUGGGAAGCCGCGGGAUCCACGGUGUAUCUUACGGCGAGAGUGGACGUGACCUCGAAAUUGCCCUUACGUGUAAUAUAUUAUAUCAAGCCUUUCCCCGGCAUCGGGCUAGGGGAUUAGACGUGAGUGCUGGUCGGAAAGGGAUACGCUUCGGACGGCAGCAUUCCUGCUCUAAGAAAAGCUCCUUCGGCAUUAGUAUUAUAUAGCAAACCCUAAAAUCCGUUCACAAGACUAAGACUCUCGUUGCCUAUUGUUGGUAGACCCCCUGGUGAUACCGUGAGGGGGUAGAAUAAUUUAGUGAGACC
Messenger RNA from Durotheca rogersii, 2122 nucleotides. Its product is annotated as short-chain specific acyl-CoA dehydrogenase. Gene Ontology annotation, molecular function: flavin adenine dinucleotide binding; acyl-CoA dehydrogenase activity. Gene Ontology annotation, cellular component: mitochondrion. NCBI's taxonomy places the organism in Eukaryota, Fungi, Ascomycota, Sordariomycetes, Xylariales, Xylariaceae. The transcript is spliced from 3 exons. The coding region runs from base 386 to 1732 and encodes 448 amino acids. The record is from RefSeq and is a predicted model, not a curated record.